AUAGGCUUAACCGAGAAAAAGGUUUUCUCUUUUACUAAACUAAUCAAAUGUCAAUUAAUUUACUUUCAAUUGUUUUUAAUUAUUCUCUUAUCGACACUUGAUUACUCGCAUUGUGAAUUUGUUAACAUGAUUUACCCACAAUCAGUUGAUUCUCCUUUUAAUUACUUACAAAUUCUCAUCUUGUUGCCUAAUCACUUACACUAAAUAGACACAAACAUACACACACCCGAGAACGAUUUCCAUAUUGUUGGCCGAUUUCAACAGAUUGGGUUUAUUGAUUUUGGAUCUUCUCCUUUCAUGGAUUUGGUGUGAAUUAAUUUCUCUCUGGUUAAUUGGUGAAAUUAUGUUGGGUUUUUAAGCAUGAAAAAUACUAAAUUCUGGUGUCCAUAAUUUCUGGUCAUUUGGUGACUUGCUAUUCUUAUUAUUUUCUUUUAAUUUCUACACCUUCGGUUAUGCUUAAACCAAUGCUUAGAUUAUUAAGACGGAAAAGUGUUCUCUUUUUAAUUCUUCUAUCAUCAUUUACUUAUUCCAUGGUGAUGUUGUUUCGUAAACCAAUGAAUAGGAAUCAUUUUGAGGAAGAUUCAGAUGAUGCACUUGUUGAUAUUGAUAGAGUUAAAUCAAGAUUAAUUUCCUUUCGCAGGAACAUGUACAAAGUUGAAAUUAACGAUGGAACUGGAACUCAAUCAGUUCCUAAUAUCAAUUUUAUCAAUGAAGUUGAUUUUCACCGAGAUGAAUCUCAAAUGACAGAAUCAGCUAAUUUGAAUGUUAAACAAACGGAAACUUGUCGCAAUUCAAUCCAAGGUAAAGUUCUAAUUGCCGAUGAUAAAGGUUAUAUUUGCUCUCGACAUGAUUUAACCUCCGGUGGUUGUUGUCCAUCAACAAAUCCGACAACUAAACGUUACUCUUGUGAGACCUGUAACUCAAAUGGCUGUUGUGCAAUAUAUGAAUACUGUAUAUCCUGUUGUAUGGAACCAGAUAAGAAACCAUUACUUCAAAAGAUAAUUGCAAAUGGUGGUAGUCCAAGUGUUGGUGUUUUAUUUGCUUCGAUUACCGAUCAUUUUGAAUUUUGCCUUACUAAAUGUCGAACCUCAUCCCAAUCGGUGCAACAUGAAAACUCUUAUCGAGAUCCUCGAGUGAAACAUUGCUACGGUGAAGGUCAACCAAUAAAUGGUCCUAAAAAAGAUACAAAAGAUGUCAAUGUAAAUGAAAAUGUUGUCGAUGAAUAAUCAACGGUGAUAAAUCAAAUUCUGUAUCAAUUAGGAGACAAAAUUAAUUGUAAUAACUUUGAACCAAAAAAAAAAACAUGACAAUUGUAAAUUUUGUUUUAUAAUAAUCUCUUUUUCAAUCAAUGAAUGGUGAUUUUUGCUUCCAA
This is a messenger RNA of Panonychus citri (citrus red mite), 1372 nucleotides long. Its product is annotated as SREBP regulating gene protein-like. The record is from RefSeq and is a predicted model, not a curated record. Lineage: Eukaryota; Metazoa; Arthropoda; Arachnida; Trombidiformes; Tetranychidae. Gene Ontology annotation, biological process: positive regulation of SREBP signaling pathway. The transcript has 3 exons. The coding region runs from base 453 to 1226 and encodes 257 amino acids.